AUGUACUCCUUUCUUUUUUACUCUAAUCUGUUGAUCACUUUUUCACUCCUUUUUCCUUUCCUAACUUUAGCAAUUUUUCUAAUUCCCUUCCACUCACAACUUUAUACUUUUUUCCUUUAUUUUCUUCUUUUUUACUGUUUUCUCUUUUUCAUUUUUUACUUUCUGUUUUCUCUCUUUUCCUUCUCUUUCUGCACCUUUCUUUCUUUUUUUUCUCUUUCUUUCCUUACACCUAUUUUAUUCACUUUUUACUCUUUUAACUCUCUUUACUCUCCCUUGUCUUUCCAUCUGUUUUCUGAAUCCUUUCUUUCCUCUUCCACUAAUCGUUUCUUCUCUCUAUUUUUGCUUUCCUUUUCAUCAUGGUUUACCCUUCUUUGUUGUACUCUACUUUUCAUUCAUUUUUUGUACUUCUUCCUUUCUGCACUGAUUAAUUUCUUUCCUUUGUUUUCUCACACUCUCCUACAGUAUUUUUUAUUUGCCUUUCAUUUCUUUUUUACUCUUUUUCUUUGCAUCCAUUCUUCACUCCUCCUUCUCUUUGCCACUUUUUUCUUUUCAUUUUUUUGCUCUUGCUUUCCCUUUCUCUUGAAACACUCUUCCCUCUGUUUUUUGCUGUUUGAUAUUCUUUUAUUUUUUUCUUUCUUUAUGCCGCCUUUAUUUAUUUUCCUUGUCCACCUUUUCUUUUCUCUUUCUUAUUCAUUGAUCUUUCCUUUCCUUUAUAUACAUUUUUAUUACUUUGUUUUUCUUUCCCCACCCUGGAUUUUUUCGCAUUGCCUUUAUCUUUCACAAAUUUCAUUAUACACUGUUAUCUUCUUUCUCUUAAUUUGCCCUCUUUUUUAA
Molecule: messenger RNA, 834 nt
Organism: Acanthosepion pharaonis
Lineage: Eukaryota; Metazoa; Mollusca; Cephalopoda; Sepiida; Sepiidae
Source: the annotation of a GenBank genome assembly